Molecule: messenger RNA, 972 nt
Organism: Zootermopsis nevadensis
Lineage: Eukaryota; Metazoa; Arthropoda; Insecta; Blattodea; Termopsidae
Product: protein CDV3 homolog
Cellular component (GO): cytoplasm
Source: RefSeq, a predicted model, not a curated record
UGCUUUCUUAUAUGUAGUUUAGCAGUUCUGUCGAUAGAGUAACUAGAUUCAUAAAGUUACCGAGAGAUGGUAGAACAAGAUGCUUUUAUUAUAAGUAGUUGCAUAUCUAUUUUCGCUGAACCGGAUCUCAAGAAGCUAGUGACUAAAUUAUGUGUCGCAUUUGGUUUCGCACCCGAAGGUGAGGAAUACAGGAUGGCAGAUUUAGAUGAUUUCUUUGCUAAGAAAGAUCGCAAGAAAGCGAAGGGGAAGAAGUUCACUACUGCAGAUGAAAUUGCAAAGAAAUUGGAAGAAACUGGUAAAAAGGUAGAAAAAAGUAAAAAGGAGAAAGCCGCCAUAUCUUCACAGGUGUCAGGACAGGGAGAAGAAGAACAAGGAAAUCAGGCCCAAGAGGAUGAUGAGUGGAAAGAAUUUGAAGAGGAGAAGAAAGAUUAUACAGGUCUUAAGAUUGGAAACCUACAUAUUGAAGGAGAAGGUGUUGGCGGUGAGGGCGACGAAGAAGAUGAUCAGGAAAUGGAAGAGAACGAAGCAGGUGAACUUGUGCCAAAACGUAAAGUGCAGUCAGGCCCGUGGAAGAUGGUGAAACAACCACAGCCCACAGCUACUGAAGUUUCAGAAUCACAAGUUGUGGAAAAGCGGCCAGAGGGACCCACGGGCAGCAGCUCGUAUGUACCGCCACAUCUACGUAACCAGCCAAAGGAGCCCUCGCACGCUAAUCCUCGGUCAAAGAGUAAAGCAGCGCCUGAUAUCAACAGUGAAGAGUACUUCCCCAGCUUGUUUGCAGCCAAGAGUACAGAGCCAGCAGGAGCAUGGGGAAGGAGGAGGCGUGAUGAAGGUAACUUUGAAGAAGUACGCAAUAGCAAGUCUCAUUCAAGUCGAUAUUCUGAUAUUGCCACCAAGAUGUCUGCCAGUGGUGCAGGCCCCAAACUAAACUUGGGCAACAAGUAUGGACCCCUGAGCCCAGAGCAGAGCUGA